Meloidogyne enterolobii is the source of this 3963-nucleotide messenger RNA. Lineage: Eukaryota; Metazoa; Nematoda; Chromadorea; Rhabditida; Meloidogynidae. The record is from the annotation of a GenBank genome assembly.
AUGGAUUUGUCAACUUCAUUGUCAUCAGAAAACAAUUUUAAUAAUAAAAAUUUCUCCCCAAUUUCUUCGCCUGAUUUGCGCCGUCAAUUUUCUUCAUUAUUUUGGACCCCACAACAAGCUAAGAGAAUUGCUGAAAGAGAAAAUUCUAAAAACAUUCCUGCUGUUUUUAUUCAACAACAACAGAAUAAUAGAGAAUUUAUUGAAGAUGCUAAUCAUUACGCUAAUUCAUCAAAAGAAAUUAAUAAUUAUAAUUCUUUAUCUCGACCUUCAAAUAAUCAUACAACAACAAAUUCGUCUGGUUUUGGUAAUGGUUCAACAGUAACAUUUUAUUCAAUACCAAUAUCUCAAAAAGAGCAAGAAAUUGAAAAUAAAAGUCUUCUUAAAAAUCAAAAAGAAAAAAAUGGAAAAUUAGAAUUAUCAAAUAAUAAUUUAAAUAAACAACAGCAACAACAAAAUGUUCAUUAUUCUGCUAUACCUUUUCGUAGAAGAAUUGGUGGAUUAUUGGGAAGUAUGAGUGCAAUUUCUACACCUUCACUAUUUCAUCAAAGAGAGGAUGAAGAAGAUAAAAAACCAAAAUCUCAUUAUCAAAAUAUCGAUUUCAACUCUGACAAAAAUAAAUUAAUGAAAGAACAACAACAAUUUAGCCGUCCAUCCAAUCUUUCAAAUAAUAAAUUAAACAAUACUGGAGCAAUUACAACAUCACAAACAACUUUUCCAACAAAUUCAAACAAAACAAAUGAAACAAAACAUCAACAAACUAAUUACAACAACAGUAGCAGCAAUUUUCCUUUACAACAUUUGUUCAGACGUAACCAAACAAGUGAAAAACAAGCAUUUUCUACUCCAAACACCGCUAAUAUAAAUUUCAACAACAACAACAAUUCAGCCCAACAACAAAUUCGAAAUAGAAGUGUUGAAGCAACAGAUUUAUCUUCAAGAAAUGGAUUAAAUAAAACACUUCCUUUACUUCCUCGUCGUGAUUCUGAACCUUCAAUUAUUUUAUUUGCUGCAGCUGAAUCCUCACCACAACAACAAUUUUCUGAGCAAAAAGAAAAGCAACAAAUUUCUUCUUCUAUUCAAUUACCAAAUAAGAUUAUGAAGCAAGAAAAUCGAGAAGAAAAUGACAAAACAACAAAAAUAGUUUCAGAAGAUUCUUCCAGUCUUUUAUCAACUACCCAAUCAUUAGAAUCGUCUUCUUCUUGUUCUGCUUCAAUUUCUGCCUCUCCAUUAGCUUCAUCUUCCUCAAAUAUAUCAACAACAAAAAAUAAUAUUAAUAAUUUACCUCAAUCACGUCAGCGUAUAAAAUCUCCAAGUCUUGCAGCAUUAAGACAAUCACUUUUGCGUUAUCGACCUUUACGGAAAAAUAGUACAAGUAGUAAUAAUAGUGGAAACAAUAAUAAUGAAGAAAAUGUUUCAGCAAAAACAAAAGGCAAAUUACAAGAAACAACUUCAUUAACAUCAACAGACACUUUAUCAAAUUCUUCUGAUUCAAACGAACAUUCAAAACAACAAAAAAACUUUAUGUCACGCUCAAUGUUUUUAACUCCAUCAAAACUUUGUUUAACAAAAUUUGCAACAAAUAAUCAAAAUAAAAAUUCUGAAAAUAAUGAGAGUAGCGAGAAGAUGGAUGCCGUUGAAGAAGCAAUACGCAGUUUGGAACAAUUUGAUCCAAAUGAAUUUGUUCAUUAUCAAUAUCAACAAGAUGCUGAAAAUAAUAAUAAAAAUAAUAAUUUUGCUCAAAACCAACCACAACAACAAAUAAUAGCAAUUCAGUCAACUACACCACAACCUAAAUUAUAUAUUGCUAAAACAGAACAACCUAUUUAUUUAAGUCAGCCAUAUUGUUGUUCUGUUACGGCGUCUCCUAUUGUUUUUGAGCAACCCAGCCAUCUAUCUUCUCUUUCUUCCUUACCUUCUGCCAUCGAAGAUCAACAAUUUAAUAAUAAUAAAAAACUUCUACCCCCUUCACUUCCAUCAAUAUUGCAUAGAGGUACCUCUACAAAUACCGCAUUUUCUUCAUCUUCUGGAUCUGCAACACCAACACAAACUGCUACAAAUUUUGUUUUGGAUGGGCCAUCAUCUUCCUCAUUUAACUUUUCAAUGGAUGAUAAUCAAAAUAACAACCAAUUUUGCAUUAAUAAUCCGCCUACAAAUACUACAAACACUCCUAGAGCUAAUUCUCCAACUAUUGAGGAAAACGAUGAGGCAAAUGAGGAACAAAAUAAAGUUAUUUCUGAGGCACCACCCAGAAGAGGUGUCACAUUCAAUGAUAAUCUUGUACAGCAUUUUUAUGCUCCAUUUGAUGGUCCUCCUCCUGACUACAGUGAAAGUGGAGGUGAUAGUAAUGAUGAUUUGGAUGAUGAUAUUUACAAUGCUGAAGAGCUACCAGACGAUGAAAUAGAUGCUUUAGAUAGCGUGACAGAUAGCGAAGAAUUCUAUAUAAAUAAUAAAAUUGUGCCAAAUUCAUCAUCUUCUUCUGCUGCUUUAGAGGCAAAAGCACAACUUCGUAAAAGAUUUCUUUGUUCUCAAUUAAAUGAUUGUGCAAAAGUAAUUGAAAUUGGUGCUUUAAAAAUGGGACAAUUUGUGAAUGUUAGCUUAGAAAUUGGUGGAUGGAGGCAACCACAUAUUCUUCGACACAAUUUGGAUUAUUUUUACAGUUACACUGUUGAAAUUGCUCUUGACGAGUUAGUUGAAACAUUGGGACGAAUUUCUCUACAUAGGAGAGACCCUCGACAAGAACAUUUGAGGCUAUUAUUCCAACCUUGUGAAUAUUCUUUAACUUUGUUGAGACGAUUGCGUUCUUCUCUUGAUUCUACCGGUUGGCUACUUUCAACAUUAGCACGCCCUCGUGGUAAUAUUGUUGGACAUGAUGCUCUCGAUCAAGUUGUGGCACUUCUUCCUCAACUUCCCAGAGACUGUGCCAAACUUGUCCAAUGGGUUUCCUCUCUCUCUGCUUGGUCAGAUCCGCAACGUCCAGGGCAACUUCCAGCAGUUGUUUUCUUACCUUCUUCAAAUACUUCUAAACCUCAAAGGCAACAAAAUAGCAAUGACGGUUUAUUUCCCCUUCCGCAUUUUCCACUUUAUCGUCAACCUUCUCCAACCUCUUCACUUCAAAAUUUUUAUUAUUCAUCAUCUGGCGGAGAGGAAGAGAUGAGAGAGAAGAAUUCAAAAGGAUUGGCUGAUAUAAUGGAUGGAGGUGAAUCAACAAGUAGUACAACAAGCUCAGUCCAAACAACACUUGAACAAACAACUCCACAAAAACAAUUAAAACAACAGCAACAACCAGAACAAAUAUUAAAUGAGAGAGAUAAUAAUAUUGAAAAUACUGAUUUGGUACUAGAAGAAGAUGAUUUAGCUAGUGUAUUAAGUGUUGAUUCCAAUACAACAACUGAAGGUGGACAACAACAUCAAUUAUCACCACCGAAUCGACAUUUAUAUAAUACUGGAGUAUUAUCCUCAAAACUUGGUAUUUGUCGAGUUAAUGCCGAAUUGGCUCGUUCUUUGGCACCUGAACAAAGAGAUUUAUUUAGAAUAUGGGAACCACAAGUAGAAACGCAUAUUGAUACAAUCUGUUCGAUUAUUGAACAAUUUUUUGUUUUACUCGAAGAAAAUAAAGAACCAACACCUGCAGGUUUUCAAAAAAUUCAAAUGGUAUAUAUUGAAGGCCAUUCUUUGGUUGGAAUUGGACGUGUAAUAUGUCGAGACGAUGUUGUUUUAAAACACCGACCGCUAAAUGCAUUUAUAGAACAUGAGUGCGCAAAGUUGGACUUGCUGUUAAAUGAAUGUUUGUCUAAUGCAAAAGUUGCUAAAAGUCACACGCAAUCCAACAAUCAAAACAACAACAAAAACAACCAGUCAUCUCAACAAACUGUACCAGCUAUUCGGAGUAUGUGUAAAGCAGUUGUUUCAGUAUCAGAAUCUGUUGGACAUUUACGAUUAUUUUGGAGAGCAUGUUGUGGAUAA